Messenger RNA from Pieris macdunnoughi, 1617 nucleotides. Lineage: Eukaryota; Metazoa; Arthropoda; Insecta; Lepidoptera; Pieridae. The record is from the annotation of a GenBank genome assembly.
AUGCAGGCGCGGCUACUCUUGCUGGUGCUUUGUUGCGCCAGCGCAGCACAUACGGCUCGUAUACUAGCCGUCUUACCCACUAACACCAAGAGCCACUAUGCCAUGUACGGGAGGAUAAUAGACGCUCUCGUCUCCAGACAACACCAGUUGACUGUCAUCUCACACUUUCCUAGGAGAGACCCACCAAUAAAUUUAGAAGAAAUAAGCUUAGCAGGAACCAUCCCGGAAAUAGCAAAUAAUUUGACGAGGCAACAAAGCACUUUUAAACCAGACUUUGUAAGAAAUUUAGAACAAAUCAUUAAGGAAUGCCUUCAAGCCUGUGAAGUUGUAUCUCGAAUGCCCUCAGUCAGAGCAUUGCUGAACUCUACAGCCCACUUCGAUUUAAUAAUAGUUGAAGUAUUUGGGUCUGAAUGUUUUCUCCCGUUGGGAAGAAGGUUUAAUGCACCAGUAGUUGGUCUACUGUCUAGCGUAGUUUUGCCAUGGGUCAAUGACCAAAUAGCUAACCCAGAAGCACCAUCGUACAUUCCAUCGUACGUGACCAGUUAUGGACAAAGAAUGAACUUGUGGGAUCGGUUCUUAAACACUUUUGCAAUCAUUUGGGCUAAGGCAAUUUAUCGAUACAAGUCACAGGUGCCUUCGCAGGUGAUAGCUGAUAUGUUGUUUGGACCUGGGGACAACUUGGAGUUAUUGGCACAAAACUACAGUUUAAUUCUUGCAAACAGCCACUUCAGUAUUAACGAAGUUCGACCCCUAGUGCCCGCAUUAGUAGAAGUUGGUGGGCUCCAUCUAAAUGACGCAAUUAAAAUGCCAAAGGAUCUAAAACGGAUUUUAGAUAAUGCUAAUGAAGGAGUGGUUUAUUGGAGCUUCGGGUCUAUGUCGAGAAUAGAGACCAUACCACAUGAGAAACUCGUUCAAAUAUUCGCUGCAAUGUCUGAAUUGCCACAACUAUUUUUAGUAAAAAUGAAUCGGGCCAUGUUAUCCAAUAAUGUAACAGUACCAGAGAACGUAUAUGCUAUGGAUUGGAUACCACAAUAUAAAACUUUGUGUCACCCAAAUGUUAAGAUCUUUAUAUCCCAUGGUGGAUUGUUGGGGACCCAGGAGGCAGUGGCUUGCGGAGUGCCAAUGCUCGUUGUACCUUUGUAUGCAGACCAAGCAUUAAACGCCCGCGCAAUGAACGAUCGCGGUCUCUCCCUUACGUUAACCCUACCAGAUAUUACGAAGGAUUCCAUUAAGAAUGCUUUACACAAUUUACUCUCAAAUUACCGUUACAAAGAAAAUGCGCUACGACUGAAAGAUAUAUUUCUAGAUCGACCAAUGCCCCCAUUAGAGACAAGUGUGUACUGGAUUGAGUAUAUUUUGAGGCAUCAGGGGGGGGCUCACCUUCGAUCACCAGCCCUCGAAUUAUCUUUCACACAAUACCUUCUAUUAGAUGUACUUACUAUUAGCAUAGCUUUAACAGCAAUGACAAUUUAUAUAUUAUAUAAACUUUUUCGCUACCUUUGCACAAGAUGUAUUCGGUGGUGGCCAAAGCAGGUCAUAGCCCAAAAAAGACUUUUAAGAAAAAGUAUGACAGUGUUCCACUGUUUUCUUUGGGUUUAUAAAAUAAAAACUAAUUAA